Parnassius mnemosyne (clouded apollo) is the source of this 711-nucleotide messenger RNA. The record is from the annotation of a GenBank genome assembly. Lineage: Eukaryota; Metazoa; Arthropoda; Insecta; Lepidoptera; Papilionidae.
AUGCUGAAGGAAGAAAAUUACGCUCUCGAAAACGUUUAUAAUGCCAACGAAACCGGGCUCAAUUGGAAAGCUUUGCCACGAAAAACUCUUACUUCACGUUGUGAAUUAGCAGCACCUGGUCCUAAAAUAAGCAAGGACCGUAUCACUGACUUAGCAUGUGCUAAUGCUACUGGCAUCCACCGAUUGCCCAUGCUUGUAAUUGGUAAAAGCAAGAAACCACGUUGUUUCAAACACGUUAAUAUGUCUGCGAUGCCUAUCGUUUACACUUCGCAAAAAAAUGCUUGGAUGGAUAGUACAAUUUUCAUGAAAUGGUUUACAGAAACUUUUAUACCCUCUGUAAAAACCCAUCAAUUAAAAAAUGGUAAAAGAGAGAAAACAUUAUUGCUUCUUGAUAAUGCCCCAACUCAUCCAUCAUUGGACAUCUUAAAUGAAAAAGACGAGUUUAUAAAAAUCAUGUUUUUUCCACCUAACGUGACUUCAUUAUUACAGCCCAUGGAUCAAGGCGUUAUUGAGUCUUUCAAACGGUAUUAUAGAAAAGAAUUGUUACGUAAGUUACUUUUGGAAAAAGAAGAGGAGGGAGAAGAAAGCCUGAUACGAAAUCAUAAAAAGAUUGAUUUAAAAGAUGCGUCCUACAUGAUCAGAGCAGCAUGGGACAGUGUAAAAAAGCAGAACUUGAGAAAAGCGUGGAAUAAAGUUUUGUGUAUGGGGUAA